GGAUGUGUGGCGCGUGGUCGCGCGCAGCUCGACGCCUCCACGGUGAGAUGGCCGUGGAGCCUCUGCUGCUGCUUCUGUGAAGUGGAAACAGGCGCCGUGGACGGAGGGAAAACCCGGCCGCUGAAGCCUUCGACCUCCGGCCGUAAAACCACACGCCUCGGGGGGUCAGGUCUGCUCAGGUUAGCGUCUGUGUUAGCAGCGUCUGUGUUAGCGUCGGUGCUGCUGUGCUGCUGUGCUGCUGGGCGGCCUGGCUGCCCUCCUGCCUCCAGAUGAAUGAAGAACACUCCGGGACACAGAGACACAGCUGAUACAGGGCAUUCAGGUGUUUCUGCAAAUAUGAUGAAGAAAAAGAAUCCCCACAAGAAACACAAGAGCAGCCUGGGUCCGACCACCAAAGUUCUGUCGCCGCCGCACAACAACAUCGUGGGCUGCAGGAUUCAGCAUGUGUGGAAGGAAGGAGGAGGCGGACACGUGGUGUGGAAGGGGGCGGUGCUCGACCAGGUGCCGGUGAACCCAGCGCUCUACCUGAUCAAAUACGACGGUUUCGACUGCGUUUAUGGUCUGGAGCUCUACAAGGAUGAGAGGGUUCAGGGGCUGGAGGUUCUGCCCGACAGACUGGCUAAAUCCCGUCUAACCGACGUCAGCCUGGCCGACGCCAUGAUCGGGAAAGCGGUGGAGCACAUGUUCGAGACGGAGGAGGGACCGAAGGAGGAGUGGAGGGGGAUGGUCCUGGCCCGGGCUCCCAUCAUGACCACCUGGUUCUACAUCACCUACGAGAAAGACCCCGUCCUCUACAUGUACCAGCUGCUGGACGACUACAAAGAAGGAGACCUCCGCAUCAUGCCCGACUCCAACGACAGCGUCCCGACGGAGAGGGAACCCGGCGAGGUGGUGGACAGUCUGGUGGGGAAACAGGUGGAGUACGCCAAGGAGGACGGCGGCAAGCGGACGGGCAUGGUCAUCCACCAGGUGGAGGCCAAGCCCUCCGUCUACUUCAUCAAGUUUGACGACGACUUUCUCAUUUACGUCUAUGACCUGGUCAAAACUUCGUAAAAAAAAAACAACGAUGGUCCACACGUCCAAGACUUAAAGAAAAGUGCAACACAUGUUGAAACAUCUACGGCAUUUGAAUCCAGCGCUGUCCCCUCAGACCAUCAAACACAGGACCGGUGCCUCCUGAGAACGGACUCUUCAUCUGUGGUGACCUUUUCUGAAGACAGAUCUGUCCACAAUUUCAAGUUUUUACGCCAGUAUUUUACUUUGAAAGUCCCAAGCGAGACAGAGGCUUUUUAAGAGUCUGCAAACACUUAAUUGAUGUCAACACAACUUCACUAAACUAAACCGUGUGAUAGGUCGUCAACUUAACAGACUAAAAUACAGAGGAUCUGUGAAGUCAAAAAGAACGAGCAGAAGAAGUCAAGAAUUUUACAAGAAGAGGCCAAACGAGGAAGAGAUGGCGUUUCUUUUUUCAGCUAACGUGUCCAAGAAGACGACACGAGACUGUCUGGACAAAUGUAACCAUAACGUAACCCUAAUCCUAGGAACAAAAUAAACAUUGAGGAACAAUUUAAACUUUGCAAACAAACCAAAAAAAAGGUUCAAAAUUCAGUUUACAUUGUUUUUCACAUUUAUUCAAAAAACUUAAAUUCUACAUAAAAAUUUUGGCUAGAUUUGACAUAAAUGAGAUAAAAUUUGAGACAUUGACAGACUGAAGAGAACAUUUUUGACUUAUUUUUGAUUUAGUAAAAUGUCGUACUUAAAAAAUUUUAAAUUAUAAUUUGACCACUUUAGUCUCUCUCUGUUUUUUACAGAUAUUUUUCCUCAUUUAUUCAAAAAUCUUAGUUCUCAGUAAACAUUGUAUCCAGAUUUGUGAGCUAAAAUGUAACUGACAAACUUUGUUUUAGUAAAAAGUCAUCCUUAAAAGAACGCUGAUAAAUUUUAAUUUGACUGCUUCAGUUUAAAUUUUUGCUGAUAUUUUCACAUUUAUUCAAAAAGCUUAAAUUCAGAUAUUUUAAUUCUCAGAUAACUUAAUUGUCAGUAAAUAAAUUAUCCAGAUUUUGACAUGUGAGAAAACUUUCGAUCAAAAAUUUAACUGACAAACUGAUUUUUUUUUUUUUUGAUUUAGUAACAUGUCGUCAUACUUGGAAAAACUCGUUUUUUUACUGACAUUCAUUUAUUCAAAAAUACUACUUAAUUCUAAGUAGAAAUUUACCCCAGAUUUUGACAUAAAUGAGGAAAUUUGUGAGAUAAAAUAUUAAAAUUUUUGACAUUUUGAGUAAAAUAUCUUGCGUAUAAUAUUUUAUCUCCAUUAUCUGUGUGAAAAUUCCGACUUAAAAAAUGGAAAAUAACCUUAAAAACAAAUUUUGACUGUUCCUAAACGUGGUAAUUAUGGCAGCGAUGGCCUUCCAUAUGUGAGGUCCACAGAACAGAGAAAUCGACUUUGUCUUAAGUCUUAAGGCACCGGUUUGUUUUUUCGUUUGUUCGUAUAAAUCAGAAACCAUCUUUUGGUGGCACACAGGGUCAAAGGUGAAGAUUCGGCUUCUUCUCAGUGACACAGACCAACACAAUGAUCCUUUGCAAAGCAUCUGCAGCUAAAACUUCAACAUUUUUAAGUUUGUUUUUUCUUUUCUUUGUUUUACUCAUCACUUAAAAAAAAAAGCAACCGUCCGUGUUGUGAAGAUGUUUGAUGUUUAAAGACAAUCGGACUCCGCUCUCUCUCUCGUGAUUUCACUGAAGCCUUCGGAACUGCUCUUUUUUUUUUCUAAAUCGUUGAUGAAGGACGGAGGAGGACGUUUGUGUCAAAGAUGAACUCGUUUCCCAGUUUGUAUUUACAUACAAAACAAAUCCCCUCGCCUGUGGAGCAGGUCUGACUUUAUCUCUGGCGUCCGUCCGUCUUGUAUUUUACGACCAGAGGACAGGAGGACAGGAGGACAGGAGGACAGUGCUCCGGGGUCUGAGCCACGGCUCGUGUGCAGCAGUACGAGAGGAACCGUGUUGUUGUCGGCUGGUGUUUGUUGUUUGUUUUUGUUUGGAUUCACUCAGACUGACGCACAGAUGUACGCGUUAGCCGCUGCUUUAAAGACGCCGUUCUAUAGAAAUAACAGGGUUCGUAUCUGCAGACGCACAAAUGGAGUCAUGGAAAAGUUUAUGGCAAAAGUUUGGGAGUGUGUUUUUAAAGCAGGAGUUGCUAAAAGAUGGCGACUGCAUGAUGACGUGUUGUGUUUCUGUGAUCAGCUGUGUGGUUUCUCAGCGAUGUUUCUACGUCUGCCCCCCCGGGAAUGUUCUAUGGUAAUUUUGGGCAAAGAUAAAGAUCGUGGACAAAAACGCACCAAAACGUCCUCGAUUCAUGUUCAAUGUGAACAUUUUCUGGUUUCUUUGCUCCAUAAAAACAAAGAAAUAUCUUUGGACAAAAACAAGGCGUUUGAAAACACUAUUUCUAGGUUUAGGAAAAAAAUGAUCAACAUUUUCUUAUGUUUUAUAGACCAAACAACUUGCUGUAAUUGCAGCCUUAUAACAAUUGGCAAACAGGUCUUGAAAUUUGGCCUUUUUGCUUUUCCACCAUCUAGAGAUUUUUGUGAUAUCUUAAAUAUUGUUUACAAAUACGGAAUAAUUUCUUCUGUGGGUGAUAACAUGUUAUCAAAUAAUGCUAAAACAACAACAACAACAAGUGUUUACGUUCACAUCACAUUUGAACAUUUAUUUCCCACAGUUUGCAGAAGACUUAAACGUUUAAGCCGAGCAUUGAUUAACGCGACAGCAGCUGAUUUUACAGAAGUGUUUUUGCAGUUCAUUUAUUCAUCUCCUGAAUUUGAGAUAUUUUUUCCUUUAAAAAAAAAACAACACAUUUUGGAGAAGUUUUUCUGAAUUAACGAAGAAUCGUUGCAGCAGAUUCCGAUUUCUGUCAGAACGAUCGUAAAAUCCCAAGUUCCAACAGUAAAGUUAAUAAUUUUACUGAAAAACGGGAGAAUCUGUCAAUGUGUGAAAAUCAAGGCAAGAAUCUCAUUAAUUUGAGAAAAAACUGAGUAAAAUUUAACCUUUCUUAAAUUCAGAAAAACAACAGUAAAUAUUCUUCUACUAAUCAGAAACAUUCCAGGUUUGUCUUGGUUUUUAAAGCUUUAUUUUUCAUUCCAAGCAUCUUAAAGAGGAAAACACAGUAGGUUCGUUCGUACAUACGAACUUUCCCCGUCGUAAAGAUUUGAUACAGCGCGUCAAAGUUGCGAUUUAUGUGAAAGAGUCUUGCGCACUUCCUGUGACGUAGUUAGUCGCUGAGGCAGAUUACAGCUCUUACUAUAACCACACUAAAUAAAGAUGAGAAAAAAAGGCCGGACGCUGUCAGACGUCUGUCUGUCUCUGCA
Messenger RNA from Solea solea (common sole), 4355 nucleotides. Its product is annotated as spindlin-1-like. Gene Ontology annotation, biological process: gamete generation. NCBI's taxonomy places the organism in Eukaryota, Metazoa, Chordata, Actinopteri, Pleuronectiformes, Soleidae. The coding region runs from base 274 to 1053 and encodes 259 amino acids. The transcript is spliced from 7 exons. The record is from RefSeq and is a predicted model, not a curated record.